This is a messenger RNA of Microcebus murinus (gray mouse lemur), 6135 nucleotides long. Lineage: Eukaryota; Metazoa; Chordata; Mammalia; Primates; Cheirogaleidae. The record is from RefSeq and is a predicted model, not a curated record.
UGCCUCCCUCUCUGCGUCCCAAACAAAGUGUCACAAAGAGCUCGGCCCGCGGCUGCAGCGGAGGCGGCUGUAACUCAGCUUUUGUUCUCCUGGCCAGGGGUAGCUGAGCCCUGGCCUCCCUAUCUCCCAACCCUGCCCCCCCAUCAUCCUUCUGGCUUAUCUUUCCCGGGAGGAGUCUGAGGUGCUGCUGGGAAAACCUCUCGUGUGGGAUCAUAGGUCAUACCCUACUUGCCAACCUAUUUCUGGGAGGGGGAUUUUCCCAGAGGCUCUUUUGCCCACCCCCACCUCCCCCACUUCCCAGUCUGGGGACUGAAGCUCAUGUGGGUGCCUAAGACUGACUUUUCUAGGGUCAGCUUCAGUUAAGAGGAGUUAGGGCUGGCUAUAUGUCCCCCUUCCCCCAAUCCAGGUCCUCCAGAACUUUCAGAAUCGGGGUCAUGUUAGGACAUGCCUCAGGGAUAAGAUUCACCGUGGUGGGUUGGCAGCAGGUGAGCAGGUGUACCUUUGCCUUGCUUCCUGCUGUCCGUUUGGAGUCCAUGACUGAGGUUCCAUGGCCUCUACUGAGGAGAGUGAGGAUGGAAGGCCAGAGGCUUUACCAAGAACUAGGUGUAAAAGGCAGGCAAGCUGUGGAGAGGGGUAGAUUUGGAGGAGCUAUCUGAGCAGUUAGAUUCAGAGGGCCCGGUGAGGAGACCAUAAAAGUGAACAACUGGCACUUCUGUGUGAUCAAGAUAGUCUUGACUCUAGACCACCUAAGAAGCUCCCUUUCCUUUUAACCCCAUCUAGUGCAGUGGUAAUCAUAAUUGUUAGCAGACUUGGGAGGUGUAGUUUUCUCAACAGAGGGAAAAACAUCAAGUAUUAAAGAUAACCAGAGACAGAGGCCUAGUUAUAACGAAACCCCAGAAGUCCUGAACCCCUGCCCCUUACACUUUGACCCUAAAAACUUUUGAACCACAAAGCUUGAGGGACAAUCUUUGUGGUCCAUUUAGCAGAUGCUUCUAGGUACCAGUUGUUUCUAAGUCUUUUUACCAACCAUUCCAUCCUUUUCUAUUCAGUAAGGUUUGAUGGUCCACACCCCUUCCCCACCAGUGUUGUCUUAGCAUGUCAGAAUAAUUGGCCUAUUGCUUUUGAAAGAUUUCUGAUCUCUAUCCCAGGCCCUACAUCCCUAUGGAAUCUAAAUAAGGGCAAGAUAACCCCUGAUUCCCAGUGGGGGUGGAAAGUAGGUCAGUGCUACUGUCUGGCCAAGUCUCAUGGCAGUGUUUAAGGGCCGACUAUAGAAAACUCUGUGAUUAUUGUCCUCUGGCAAUACAUGCAUGACUUAGGAUCCAAGUCAGUUCAUAGAAUCCCAGUCCCUGUCAGUGCUUUUCUCUAUUGAGAAAAAAUCAUGGGCUCAGACACCUAGAACCUGGUUUGCUGUGGAGACGAUUUGGGAGAUCUUGACUGAGCCUAGGAAAGUCUCUCAGUGAGUUUUGUUGAUUUUAGGCCAUCUCCUGGGGAAACUUUCCCUGCUGGGGAAUUCAGCCUCAGUUUGGGCCUUCUUGUAUAUUACUGUAUUUCCAUCCUGUAACUUGUUAUGUGCAAAGUGGUUUUUUAUUGUUGUUUUGUUUUGAGAGGGGAGCUUUGCCCUCUUCCUACUUUUCUUGCCUCAGGUAUGAGGCCAGCUUCCCUUGAAGUAAUUUUGCUUGCUAUCCUAAAACAGUUUUAGAGGCCCUGGAAUCUUCUCAGAAUCAGACUAUGUGCGCAUAGGUUAGUCAGCUAUGACCAUGCAGUAUUCCCAGCUCCCCCUCUCCCCACCAUCUGCUUCCUCUGAAUAUACCAGAUUGGCUGUACACCAGGAUGUUCCGGGAAUCCCCAGGAGAGCAACAGAAUGUGAUGGACCCAAAUAUGAUGCCUCAGUAACUCAUUCCAGGAUGUGCAAACUGUGACUGUCGGGACACUCCUUAUAGCUAAUUAAAAUUCUUCUAGUUACAUCUAUUUUCUAUUACCUCUGUCUAUUUUCAGUGAUAUCCAAAAGGCCAAAAUAAUCCCUCUGGUAUCACUGGGUGUUUUUUUUUUUUUUCCUAUGGUUCCCAGAUAGGAGUUAAAAAAAAAUUCUUUAGCUUUUCUCAGUGCCUUAUCUGUGAUGCUAAAAUGGCAAACAGGGCCCCUCUAUCCCUUCAUAGCUCUAUCUAUGGUACUGAGGUGGCCAAAGUGGCUUCUCUGGUAGCCCACUGCACUCUCCAUGGUACUGAAGGAAUGACCAUUUAUUUUAACAUUUCUCUGGGGUCCAGAAGGGUCCUGUGACUUAGAAGCACAAAACUUUCUUCUAGCUGGCAGGGACUAUCAAUAUAAAUUAGUCCAACCCCCUUAUUUUACAGAUGAGUAAACUGAGAGGUUAAGUGAUUUACUGAAGGUUGUAGGGCUAUCAAUGGUCAGACUGGGCCCACAAUAGCCUUAUACCCCUCAGACCUGUUAUAACUCACCUUUCAUGAUACUAUUCAGUGAGCCCAGCUAGGCUCUUAGUCCCAGGAAGGGAGUUUAUUUGGAGAAUCCAGAGGAUGAGAGUAGGUGCCCUAGUUUGGAGCUAUAGAAAGACACGUAUUAAAUGGUAGUGGAGGUCAUCUAGUGACCCCUGGACAAGGACAUUUUGUUAAUUAACCUUCUGCUAAUAAUACUACUAUAGCCCAGAUUCCACAGGUAACAAGUACCUUCCCCUUAAUGGAGUCUUACCACAUCCACUAAAUGUUGAAAAUUAAAGAAGCCUUGGACCUCCAGAGCCUUUUCUCUCUGCUGAUAAGCAGGGCUGACUCUUGGCCCAGUUCUCUUCUAUUAAAGAUCCUUAAGCUAAAUAAUGCUUGAAUCCUUUUCUUUCUCAGUAACCCAUUUCAGUUUCAUAAUGCCUAUUGUAAGGAAGUUCUUUAUGUCUCAAAUAUUCUUUCUAUCUUAGGCAAAAAAAAUAGGUUAGGCCUACAUUCAUUUAGCCUUGACCAGGCACAAUUCUAUACGAAGGCAAAAAGGCAGACUGGAUGACUUCUGGUCAUCCUCUCAGCCCUAUUUCCAUGAAUCUUAAUUCUGGGGUUGCCUCUAAGUCCUAAUGUUGACCUCCUCUGCAGCUUAGAAUCAGGAGUACCUCCACCCCAUCCUCUUCCUCUCAGUGCUCUUCUGCUUUCCUAGCACUGGAGGUCUGCACGUCCCAGGCCUAGGGAAUUUUAGCCUGGAGAAUUUUAACCCCUUCCUGCUCAGAGCAUGUGCUGAGCCCCUAUCUGUGCAGAUGGCCCAGCCCCGCCCCCCAUCCCUCACUCCAGCCUCUUGAGCUCAGAGCCAGUGUAAUCCUCCUCUUGUGUGAGGGAGCCUCUCCCCUGCAGAGAGGAGGAAAGCCUGCCUCGGAACAGCCCUGGACAAAGGGGCUCAGAUGCCCCAUCAUACCACAGGCUCCAAGGUUUGAAACAAGGGGAUGAAUCCUACACGCUCCUCAGCACCUGUUGCCUUCAUUAGCAGCUUUUCCUCCUCUUCCCUGCACUCCCCAGAACCAAAGAAUGUGAAGGGGGUCCAUGGAGGGCUCACGUCCCCGUGCUCCAGGCGGCCACUUAGCGCCGUCGCCGCCAGCUUUCGACGGCGAGCUGGAUCUGCAGCGCUACUCCAACGGGCCAGGCGUGGGCGCGGGGUCGCCUGGGAUGGGAGCAGUGACCUGGUCUGAGAGUCGUGCAGGCGAACGGCGCUUCCCCUGCCCUGUAUGCGGGAAGCGCUUCCGGUUCAAUUCCAUCCUGGCUUUGCACCUGCGGGCGCAUCCAGGCUCCCAGGCCUUCCAGUGCCCACACUGCGGCCACCGCGCAGCUCAGCGGGCUCUGCUGCGCUCGCACCUGCGCACGCACCAGCCCGAACGGCCACGUAGCCCAGCUGCGCGCCUGUUGCUGGAGUUGGAGGAGCGCGCGCUACUGCGCGAGGCCCGACUGGGGAGAGCCCGAAGCACAGGGGCCAUGCAGACCACCUCUGCCACUGAGGGUCUGGCGCCGCCCCAGGCUCCUUCAUCAUCCGCCUUCCGUUGCCCCUACUGCAAAGGCAAGUUUCGCACCUCGGCGGAGCGGGAACGCCACCUGCACAUCCUGCACAGGCCCUGGAAGUGCGGCCUGUGCAGUUUCGGCUCCAGCCAGGAGGAGGAGCUGCUGCACCACAGCCUGACGGCCCACGGGGCUCCUGAGCGCCCCCUGGCGGCUACCUCCGCUGCGCCCCAGCCCCAGCCUCCACCCCAGCCUGAACCCAGAUCGGUCCCUGAGCCAGAGCCGGAGCCGGAACGGGAGGCAACCCCUGCCCCCGCUCCGGCUGCUCCCGAGGAGCCUCCCGCACCUCCGGAGUUCCGCUGCCAAGUGUGCGGCCAGAGCUUUACACAGUCCUGGUUUCUCAAGGGCCACAUGCGCAAGCACAAGGCUUCCUUCGAUCAUGCGUGUCCCGUGUGUGGCCGCUGCUUCAAGGAGCCCUGGUUCCUUAAGAACCACAUGAAGGUGCACGCCAGCAAGCUGGGUCCACUGCGCGCCCCGGCGCCCAGUUCGGGGCCUGCCCGGGCCCCCCAGCCUCCUGAUCUGGGCCUGCUGGCCUAUGAGCCUUUGGGCCCAGCCCUCCUCUUGGCCCCGGCGCCCACUCCUGCUGAGCGCCGUGAGCCCCCGAGCCUCUUGGGCUACCUGAGCCUGCGAGCUGGCGAAGGCCGACCCAAUGGUGAGGGCGCGGAGCCUGGCGCCGCUCGCAGCUUUGGAGGCUUCCGCCCACUGCCCUCUGCUCUCCCGGCCCGGGCUCGGCGGCACCGCACGGAGGAGCCGGAGGAGGAAGAGGAGGUGGUGGAGGCGGAGGAGGAGACCUGGGCUCGGGGCAGGUCGCUGGGCCCUCUGGCUUCCCUGCACCCGCGCCCGAGCGAGGGGCCAGGGCACUCUACGCCUGCUACGGGGGCCCAGGCAAGAUCGACCGCCACGCAGGAAGAGAACGGGCUGUUGGUUGGAGGGACCCGGCCUGAAGGGGGCCGGGGGGCCACCGGCAAGGAUUGUCCAUUCUGCGGAAAAUCUUUCCGAUCAGCGCAUCACCUUAAAGUGCACCUGCGAGUGCACACAGGUGAGCGCCCCUACAAGUGUCCGCACUGCGACUACGCGGGCACGCAGUCCGGCUCGCUCAAGUAUCACCUACAGCGUCACCACCGCGAGCAGAGGAGCGGGGCAGGCCCCGGGCCACCCCCAGAGCCACCUCCCCCUUCCCAGCGGGGUUCGGCCCCGCCGUCGGGAGCCAAGGCGGCUCCGCAGCCUGCAACCUGGGUUGAGGGCACCGCAAGCCCCCGGCCUCCUUCCAGUGGUGCCGGGCCGGGGUCCCGUCGGAAACCCGCCAGUCCCGGGAGGACCCUGCGCAACGGGCGAGGCGGUGAGGCCGAACCCCUGGACCUGUCCCUGCGGGCUGGGCCAGGAGGCGAGGCCGGGCCGGGGGGUGCCCUCCACCGUUGCCUCUUCUGCCCCUUUGCCACUGGAGCCCCCGAGCUCAUGGCCUUGCACCUUCAAGUGCACCACAGCCGCCGGGCUCGGGGCCGCCGGCCACCCCAGGCUGACGCAUCCCCUCCUUAUACCCGAGCACCAUCAGGAUCGACCCCUCCCAGUCCCUUGCAGGAAGGGGAGGAGGGCCCCGGGCUGUCGAGAUCGGGAGAGGCGGGGCUGGCGGGGCAAGAACGGUAGGGAGCCCUCUUAGGGGCGAUUAGCUUAGUGAGUUUUACCCCGCCGGAGCGGGGGAGCGCUAGAGGUAGUUGGGUAGAGCAGCCAGCAGGGGGCAGCGUGGGACCCAUAUCCCAGCCCCAGGCGGACCAGAGGUGAGGGGGCGGUGGGCGUAUGAAGGUGGGCGGGCGGUACCCACCCAGCCCGAGGGAGUCACAGUGCCUUAGAAGUGGCAGAGGUGAGGGUCAAAGAACGGGGUCCCAGGGCUGGCAGAGAAGGUUGUGUCCCUGUUGAGGAGCCACUCUGCCAGUCUUUGCUGGUCCAUAGGCGUGAGAGUUUAUUUUUGUACAAGGGGUGGGGGUGGGGGGCACUGUACCCUUCUUGCCCCAUCAGGGGCCCUGUAGACGUCGCUAUUUUUGGUACGAUUCCUGUCAUCCCUGUCGCAGAGUCGUGUCCCCAAUAAACAGGUGUCUUGAGGCACAGG